AUGAGCCGUGGCACUUAUGCUGUGAAGCCUGUUCGGUCCUCUACAUCUACAUCUUCAUCUUCGACAUCGUCUUCGACUUCAUCUCUAUCGAGAGCGUCUAUCCAGACUACCGUCACUACAGUCGACACUUCCAGCAUACAAAGACUGAUUCGAACAGUAUAUCGAUCUUCGAAAAUCACAGUUCAACAGGUGGAAGUUAUCCAAGGCUAUCUUGGGCAGAUUUACGUCACUAGACUUGCAGAUGGCAGCAGUCUCGUGCUCAAGUGCCCACCAGCACACAAUGUUCGACUGCUCCGCCACGAGAAACACAUACUGGAUACCGAACGCAAGACACUCGAGAUGAUCCGCGAAUACACCCGAAUACCCGUGCCACAACUCAUCACAUUCGACACCCACAGCUCAACCCUCGGGCGACCCUUCCUCCUCAUGAGCCACAUACCGGGCCGACGACUCUCAGAACUCGCCCCAUAUCUGACGCCCAGCGAACGCAAUGCAAUCGACCACACGCUGGGCAUGCACAUAGGCUCGCUGACGGCACUAUCAGCCCCCCAGUUUGGGCUGGCCCACCGCGUCUUCGCCAAGAAAGGCAGUACCACCUGGCGCGAAGCGUUCCUCGGACUGCUCGAGUCGAUGCUGCGUGACGCAGAAGACAUGCUGGUCAACCUGCAUUCGGAGAGCAUCCGCUACUGGAUCGGCAAGCACGCGCACCAUUUGGAUAAAGUGACGGAGCCGCGCCUCGUCGCGCCCAAUGCGUGCAAUGCCGACAAUGUUUUGCUUGACGAGCACACCAAGCAUGUGGUUGGCCUGGUCGGCUUCUCGAAUAUCAUUUGGGGCGAUCCACUUAUGAGCGGCGGUAUGGCGGACGCUAGUGAGGCGUUUUUGACGGGCCUGGGUGAGUGUGCGCCGAGGACAACGACAACGACGACGAUAGGGUCUUCUUCUUCUGCACAAGUCAGGAUUAUGAUAUACAGGAUCUACAGGGCUACGCUGCGGCUCGUGGCACACCACUAUCGGCUGCAUGAUGGUACUGACGAGCUUGAUGCACGCCGCGAGUUGAGCGCUGCGCUCAACUUGCUUGCGGCCGUUUGA
Messenger RNA from Bipolaris oryzae ATCC 44560, 1089 nucleotides. RefSeq lists its product as uncharacterized. Bases 1 to 1089 code for a protein of 362 amino acids. The transcript has 2 exons. The record is from RefSeq and is a predicted model, not a curated record. Lineage: Eukaryota; Fungi; Ascomycota; Dothideomycetes; Pleosporales; Pleosporaceae.